CGGUCCCCCCAGGGGCAGCACAGAGGAAGUGAGGGCCUCCCCGAGCCGCUGCUGUGACGGCCAGUGAGCGAGCAGCUGGAGGAUGUCCACCACGGCCACGGUCGCCCCCGCGGGGAUCCCGGCAGCCCCGGGCCCCGUGAACCCGCCCCCGCCGGAGGUCUCCAACCCCGCCAAGCCCGGCCGCAAGACCAACCAGCUGCAGUACAUGCAGAAUGUGGUGGUGAAGACGCUCUGGAAGCAUCAGUUCGCCUGGCCCUUCUACCAGCCCGUGGAUGCAAUCAAGCUGAACCUGCCAGAUUAUCAUAAGAUAAUAAAAAACCCAAUGGAUAUGGGGACGAUUAAGAAGAGACUAGAAAAUAAUUAUUAUUGGAGCGCAAGCGAAUGUAUGCAGGACUUCAAUACCAUGUUUACAAAUUGUUAUAUUUAUAACAAGCCCACAGAUGACAUAGUGCUCAUGGCCCAAGCCCUAGAGAAAAUUUUUCUGCAGAAAGUGGCCCAGAUGCCCCAGGAGGAAGUUGAAUUAUUACCCCCUGCUCCAAAGGGCAAAGGCCGGAAACCGGCUGCGGGAACCCAGAGUGCAGGUACACAGCAAGUGGCAGCCGUGUCCUCUGUCUCCCCAGCGACCCCCUUUCAGAACGUCCCCCCCACUGUCUCCCAGACGCCCGUCAUUGCUGCCACCCCUGUGCCAACCAUCACUGCAAACAUCACGUCAGUCCCCGUCACCCCGGCUGCCGCCCCACCUCCUCCCGCAACGCCCAUCAUCCCUGUAGUCCCUCCCACGCCGCCCGUCAUCAAGAAGAAGGGCGUGAAGCGGAAAGCAGACACGACCACGCCCACGACAUCAGCCAUCACCGCCAGCCGGAGCGAGUCGCCCCCGCCGCUGUCGGACCCCAAGCAGGCCAAGGUGGUGGCGCGGCGGGAGAGCGGGGGCCGCCCCAUCAAGCCGCCCAAGAAGGACCUGGAGGACGGCGAGGUGCCCCAGCACGCCGGCAAGAAGGGCAAGCUGUCGGAGCACCUGCGGCACUGUGACAGCAUCCUCAAGGAGAUGCUGUCCAAGAAGCACGCGGCCUACGCCUGGCCCUUCUACAAGCCGGUGGACGCCGAGGCCCUGGAGCUGCACGACUACCAUGACAUCAUCAAGCACCCCAUGGACCUCAGCACCGUCAAGAAGAAGAUGGACAGCCGAGAGUACCCGGACGCACAGGGCUUUGCAGCCGACAUCCGGUUAAUGUUCUCCAAUUGUUACAAGUACAACCCCCCGGACCACGAGGUGGUGGCCAUGGCCAGGAAGCUCCAGGACGUGUUUGAAAUGCGGUUUGCCAAGAUGCCAGAUGAGCCCGUGGAGGCGCCCGCGCUGCCGGCCCCCACGGCCCCCGCAGUGAGCAAGGGCACCGAGAGCAGCCGCAGCAGCGAGGAGAGCUCCUCGGACUCGGGCAGCUCAGACUCGGAGGAGGAGCGGGCCACGAGGCUGGCAGAGCUACAGGAGCAGCUGAAGGCCGUGCACGAGCAGCUGGCCGCCCUGUCUCAGGCCCCAGUGAACAAGCCAAAGAGGAAGAAGGAGAAGAAGGAGAAGGAGAAGAAGAAGAAGGACAAGGAGAAGGACAAGGAGAGACACAGGGCCAAGUCCGAGGACGAGAAGAAGGCCAAGGCGGCCCCGCCCACCAAGCAGGCCGCGCCGAAGAAGGCUCCCGCCAAGAAGGCCAACAGCACGACCACAGCCAGCAGACAGCCGAAGAAGGGCGGCAAGCAGGCGUCAGCCUCCUAUGACUCGGAGGAGGAGGAGGAGGGCCUGCCCAUGAGCUACGACGAGAAGCGCCAGCUCAGCCUGGACAUCAACCGGCUGCCUGGGGAGAAGCUGGGCCGGGUGGUGCACAUCAUCCAGUCCCGGGAGCCCUCGCUCAGGGACUCCAACCCCGACGAGAUAGAGAUUGACUUUGAGACUCUGAAACCCACCACUUUGCGGGAACUAGAGAGAUACGUCAAGUCUUGUUUACAGAAAAAGCAAAGGAAGCCGUUCUCGACAAGCGGGAGGAAGCAGGCGGCCAAGUCGAAGGAGGAGUUAGCUCAGGAAAAGAAGAAGGAGUUGGAGAAGCGGCUGCAGGACGUCAGCGGGCAGCUCAGCAACAACAAGAAGCCCGCCAAGAAAGAGAAAUCGGGCUCUGCGCCCUCGGGAGGGCCGUCCCGGCUCAGCAGCAGCAGCUCCUCCGAGUCCGGGAGCAGCAGUUCCAGCGGAUCCAGCUCCGACAGCAGCGACUCAGAAUGAACUCCGGACUUAACGCAGAACAGAACAAAGCCAGUGGGUGUCGCACACGCUGAGACUCUGCAGUGUUCCCUCAAUGGUUAAUAUACUACUUCUGUCCCCUGGUGUGCAGGUUUUCUUUUUAAUUCAGUGUUAUGGUAUCUUCCAGUUUUUGCUUUAAUAGGUCAAAGAUCUUUUUUUGUGUGCACAUGAGACUUUAUGAGGAGGUGUGAGUCUGCAUAAAGUCUUUUCUUGUUAACUGAGUUCAGUGGCUUGGAGAUGGCAACUUCAGAUGCUAACCUGGAAACCGUAGAAACACGUGUGAGAUGUGAUCUGAAGGUUCUUGCAGAAUCCCUUUUCUUAUGCCCAACCUGGUCUGUAGCUCCAGGAAGAAUUGUUUCAAAGGAAACUUCUCUAAAAUGGUACUGUAUUUGAAAGCUGUCAGCUUUGCAGACAGCUGUUGUCUUUGUCAUUUGGGCCCUGAGCUCUGACUCUCGUGUCCGAGGGGUCACCUCUUUCUGCAGGGGCUGAGGACAGACGUGCCUGUGGCGAGGACCAGGGCUUGGCCAGGCGAGGGGUCCUCGUGGCUCCCAUCAGAGCUCAUGCCGGUGGGGGCGGGCGAGGGUGGGGCGUGGAAGAGAGGACGUUGGGUUUCUCUGAUCUUGGUGAUGCCACGAGCUCCUGGGAGGGGACACAGUGGCUGCAUGUGCAGCGCACAGGUUUCCAUACACUGAAACUUUUACCUCAACUUCAAAAAAAAAAAAAAAUGAAAAAGAAAACAUAAAAAAAAAAAAACAAAAGGAGACUUUUUUGUAAGGUUCAGCAAUUUUCUAUGAAAGUCCAGCCCAACGUGUGUCCCCAACUUGUUACCGCUGCCGCUGCUGCACACUCCGGAACCAUUUUCCCAAUUUCAUGUAUAUAUGAAUACUUUAUUUAUUAACAUCAUUGGUCAUUUUUUUUAAAAAAAGAAAA
Ceratotherium simum simum (southern white rhinoceros) is the source of this 3211-nucleotide messenger RNA. Lineage: Eukaryota; Metazoa; Chordata; Mammalia; Perissodactyla; Rhinocerotidae. The record is from RefSeq and is a predicted model, not a curated record.